Caenorhabditis angaria is the source of this 4789-nucleotide messenger RNA. NCBI's taxonomy places the organism in Eukaryota, Metazoa, Nematoda, Chromadorea, Rhabditida, Rhabditidae. The record is from the annotation of a GenBank genome assembly.
AUGCCCCUUCCCUUUACGCUAAUUUCCACAAGUUCUUCUGACCCAAAAUUUUUGGCUGAAAAAUUUUCAGCCGAAAAUUUUUCAGAUGAAAAUAAUAUUAAUUGGAGGAGUGAAAAGUGGGUUCAAAUUUUUUGCCACGUGGCAUUUUUGGCGCCAAAAUUCAAAAAAAAUUUCAGGAAUCGAAGUUUCCCGCAAAGUUUGAUUUUGGAACUGGAUGAGGAGAGUUUGGUGAGCAGUGUCACAAUCAAAGUGGACCCCGAUUUUUCACGUGAGUCAAAUUUUUUGGCGCCAAAAAAAUUGGAGUACUGUAGAUCAAAUUUACGCGCGAAAACAAUUGAUCUACCAAUUUUCAUUAGAAGUACUGUAACUGUACAAUUUUGGUUCUGAAAAAAAAUCCUACUGUAAUUUGUCUUAACUUUUUUGAUCUAUCUAAAAGAUUACUGUAAAUACAGUAACCGAUUUUCAAGAAAAUUUGUAGAUCAAAUUUUGCGCUUCAAAAAUCCUACAGUAAUCUCAAACUUCAUUUGUACCCAGAUCAUCUGGAAACUACAGUACCUUUCAAAAUGAUUCCCAGAUCUACAGUACUCCUAAAUCUACUGUAGAUAAAAAAUCAAAAAAUCAGGAUACUGUAGAGAUCUUCCUGAUCUACUCAUUCUACAGUAACCAAGGAUUAUACAGUACCCCUCGAAAGUUGAUUUAUGGGUUACUGUGUAAAUACAGUAACCCUCUUCUCAAAAAAAUCUACAGUAAUCUAGAGGAAUUCAUUCGUAGAUCAUCAAAAAUCCAAUAAAUAUUUGAUCUACCUACAGUACCCCUACAGUACCCUUAUCCAUAUUUUUUUUCAUUUUGCAGCUUCCUCACUUACCGUAUCCCUUGGCAUACCUUCGAACCAUUUUCGAAAUUCACGUGGCAAAUCCUAUAACGCCGAUUAUUCGCAACGUCGAGAAAUAUCGUUUCGAGACCCGAAUUCGCCCACUACUGUAGCUACCGUAUUCUUCCACGCGCCUGCAAAAUUCAUCAGGUAGGUCAAAAAAAUUUUUUUCAAAUUUUUCCCCAAAAUUCUCAGUGUUCCCCCAAAAAAUUGGCCAUUCUCUUUCAUUUUUUUCCAAAAAAAAAAAAAUCAAAAGCAAAUAAAAACGACGAGAGAGUGUGGGAAAUGUGGAGAGACGCAGACAUUAUUUACUUUUUGCCACCAUUUUCUAUUUGUGGUUUUUUUCAAGAGUUUCAAUACAUGGUUUUGUGCACUCGGAGCUCAAUCGCUAUCGACAAGUCGGCAUUUUGAGCAUUGAAAUUUCGGGAGCCGGUGAGUUUUUGGACACUUUUUUACCCGCGAAAUUUGAAUUUUGGGCAUUUUUUUACCCCGGAAUGAUUUUCUGAGCAUUUUCCGGGGAUUUUUGCGCAUUUUUUCACCCGCGAAAUUUGAAUUUCGCAAAAAAUUUAGAAAAAAAAUCAAAAUUUAAGCCUGAAAUUCGUUAUCAACGUGAAAUUCCGAGCCAGUAACUGCAAUUUUAGUGAUCUAGAGGUCCUGGUUCGAUCCCCAGUGAGAGCGGUACUUUUUUUCUUUUUUUUUCAUUUUGCAACUUUUCUGAUUCAGAAUUUCACGUAGAUUUCGAUUUUCAGCGUGAAAUUGGCUGAAAAUCGAAAUUUAGUGCUGGAAUUCGAGACGUACGUAAAAGUCUGGCCCAGAAACUGCAUUUUUAGUGAUCUAGAGGUCCUGGUUCGAUCCCCAGUGAGAGCGGUACUUUUUUUCUUUUUUUUUCAUUUUGCAACUUUUCUGAUUCAGAAUUCCACGUAGAUCUCGAUUUUCAGCGUGAAAUUGGCUGAAAAUCAAAAUUUAGUGCUGAAAUUCGUGAUCAACAUGAAAUUCCGAGCCAGAAACUGCAAUUUUAGUGAUCUAGAGGUCCUGGUUCGAUCCAGUGAGAGCAAAACUUUUUUUUCUUGUUUUUUUAUUCCGGGGCUAGUUUUUGACGUGGAUCACGAUUUUCGGCAGCAAAUUUGCUCCAGAGCUCGAUUUGAGCCUGAAAUUCGAGAUCUUCAUGAAAAAAUGAGUCAGAAAACUAUGUUUGAAAUAGCCACGUGGUUUUUCUAGCCCUGAAAAUCUAGAAAAACAUUUUUUUUUGAAAAAAAAAAGUUCCUAUGGGGAAUCGAACCCAUGACCUUUUACUUAGAAAUUUUUCAAACCUAAAAUUUGCCACGUGGAUUUUCUAACCCUGAAAAUCUCGAAAAAAAAAUUUUCUGAAAAAAUAGUUCCCAUGAGGAUUCGAACCCUUGACCUUUCACCUAGAAAUUUUUCAAACCUAAAUUUCGCCACGUCGAUUUUCUAGCUAAAAAAAAUUUUUUUUUUAAUUUUUUUUUGAAAAUAACAGUUCCCAUGGGGAUUUGAACCCGUGACCUUCUACUCAAUAAAUUUGAACAGUUGAUUUUUAGCGCCAAAUUUUGAAAAUUCAAAUUUUUUUUCUUCGCCGUGAGAACAAAACAAUUUUUCCGGGAAAAGAAACAAAAUUUUGUUUAUUUUGAAUAAAUUUUCCAAUUUUUUUCCAAAAUUUCGUCAUUUCCAUAUUAAAAAAUGGCCAGAAAAAGCAUUCCAAUUUUAGAUUUUUCCGAAUUUUUGAGAAAUGGGAGUUCGGGUAAGUCUCCAAGGAAAAAAACAAAAAAAAAAGUUGUAGCGCCCAUGGGGAAUCGAACCUACAGUACUCUUUUUCCAGGCGAGAUCCCAGCAAUUGAAAGUCUUAAAGGCGCAGAAGAAGAGCAAGAAGGCACUGCAAAAAUGAACUACGGUCUACUUUUACCGCUGAAAAAUGUGAGUUUGAAAUUUUUUUUUGAAUUUUCAAAUUCAUUUUUCGGCGCGAAAAAUCCGAAUUCAAAAAAAAAUAUUUUUUUUACCUCAUAAUUUUGUUCCCCCUUUUCCCAAUCAAUAACAGAUUAUCCCCUUUUUAGUCACCACAAAAAAAUAUGAAAAAAAAAUAUUUUCGUCUGACUCUCUGCACCCUCUCACCCAAUUUUCAUCUCUCGCCUCUUCCUCACAUAUUUUUCCAGGUGUGUGUCUUUUGUUGUUGGAAUUUUUUAGUUUUUUUUUCCUUUUGGCAUUUUUUUUGUUUGUUGUGUAGUUCUCGAGGAGAAGUUUUAUUGAUUUUUAGUUCGGAACUUUUUUGGCUCAAAAAAAUUAUUUUUUAAACUUUCAGACUGAAAUUUUGCGCUGAAAAUCAUGAAAAUACUGAUUUUCAGCUAUUUUCAGCAAUUCCAUGAUUCUCAGCACAAAAUUUGGGCCUAGAAACCUGUCAAAAACUACUGUAGAAAAUUGUGCCAAAAAUUCUGAAAAAAUGGAUCAGCUAGGACUACUGUAGAAAAUAAAUUUUCUAGACUGAAAUUUUGCGCUGAAAAUUAUGAAAAUACUGAUUUUCAGCUAUUUUCAGCAAUUCCAUGAUUUUCAGCACAAAAUUUGUGUCUAGAACCAGUCUGUAGAAAAUUGUGCCGAAAAUUCCGAAAAAAUGGAUCAGCUAGGACUACUGUAGAAAUUGAACUUUCUAGACUGAAAUUUCGCGCUGAAAAUCAUGAAAACAUGGUUUUCCAGCGAUUUUCAGCAAUUUCCUGAUUUUCAGCACAAAAAUUGAGUCUAGAAACAUGUCAAAAGCUAUUGUAGAAAAUUGUGCCAAAAAUUCUGAAAAAAUGGAUCAACUGUAGAAAAUGAACUUUCUAGACUGAAAUUUCGCGCUGAAAAUCAUGGAAAUAUUGAUUUUCAGUCAAAAUUCGUUUUGACGCUGAAAAUGCCACGUGUCUUUCAGAAAAUGCCCACACAAAAAUCCAAAAACUUGAUCCAUCUCUACGAAUCGGAUUCCGACGAUGAAGAAAUCCUAUUUUCCCGCGAAAUGGUAGAUCGACUCAGGAAAAAAGAGGAGCACUACAGUAAUCUUCUGGUAGGUCAAAAAUUUUCGCGCGAAAAAAAAUAUCUACAGUACUCUUUGCAGCCCUCAGUUGACACGUCACAAGCGUCGACGUCAUCCACCAAAAGUCUAUCGCCACCGAUUUCGGAAAAGUGAGAGGGUUACUGUAUCUAUACAGUACUCUACAGUAAUAUUUUACAGACAUCAACAACAACAAAUUUUGGCUGAAAUUGCUGGACCGGCCCAGAAAAAUCUGGAAUUGCAAUUUUCGGCCCGAAUGGCCGAGUUUAAUAAUUUGGAGAGGAUUUUGGCGAGGAAACGGGAAGCGGCGAUUUUUGAGCAAAAGUGAGUGGGUUACUGUAGUUGGGGUACUGUAUAUCAAAAUUUUCUUCUUGUUUUUUGAUGGUUACUGUAGUUAGAACCUACAUUAGCCCAGAAAAAUUUGGACUACAGUAAUCUGAAGUUUGAAAUUACUGUAGAGAGUACUGUAGAUCGGAGAUUUCAGGAUUACUGUAGACUAUUGUUUGGAGUACUGUAGAUCAAAUAUUCCAGUUCCUGGUUGUCUCAAAAUUACUGUAAAUCUGGACUACUGUAGUCUGAAGCCUAAAUACAGUAAUCUGAAAUUCAAAGAUGAUUGGGUUACUGUAGAGCUUAGAAGUACUGUAGUUUUUUUUCCCAGAUACGCUUUGGCGUCCGAAGUCGACAAAGUUCUGCUGGACCUCAAAUCGCGCCGCACCGGCCUCCAAGAAUUGAUUGCGGAACGCGAAGCGGCACUCGCGGAAAACAACUUGCCGCAAGCGGAAAUCGCGCGAAUCCGCUUCGACCGCAACAUGAGCGAUGCGUUGCAUUCGGAUGAGGUUUUGAAUGUGCUGGAUGGUGCGGAUUUGGCGCGAUUGGGAAUUUCAUGA